Molecule: messenger RNA, 3265 nt
Organism: Amblyraja radiata (thorny skate)
Lineage: Eukaryota; Metazoa; Chordata; Chondrichthyes; Rajiformes; Rajidae
Gene: dnajc27
Product: DnaJ (Hsp40) homolog, subfamily C, member 27
Exons: 7
Coding region: 203-1015 (270 amino acids)
Biological process (GO): phagosome-lysosome fusion
Cellular component (GO): late endosome; phagocytic vesicle; lysosome
Molecular function (GO): GTPase activity; GTP binding
Source: RefSeq, a predicted model, not a curated record
UCUCCCUCUCGCGAGAUCGCGUGGUGAUGGCGGCGGGGGGCGAGUGGUCGCGGCGGCCGCCGUGUCCGUGAAGGGAAGAGAGGGAAGGGGAGGGGAGGGGAGGCUGAGAGAGGCCCCCUGGCGCACGGCCAGAGCGGCGCUGAGUGUGGCCGCGGCGGGAGGCGGAGCGGCGAGCUCCGGGAGAGGGUUGCGGCCCGUUACCAUGGAAACCGCCGCCCGGAGGGAGAGCAAGAAGGCGCUGCGGGUGAAAGUCAUCACUCUGGGCAGCGCCGAGGUGGGCAAGAGCUGUAUCAUCAAACGCUAUUGUGAGAAGAGAUUUGUCCCAAAAUAUUUGGCGACUAUUGGGAUUGACUAUGGAGUUACAAAGGUUCAGAUGAGGGAUCGUGAGAUUAAAGUUAACAUCUUUGACAUGGCGGGUCAUCCAUUUUUCUAUGAGGUGCGAAAUGAGUUUUACAAAGACACGCAAGGGGUGAUCCUGGCUUAUGAUGUUGGGCAGAAGGAAUCCUUCAAAGCACUGGAAAGCUGGCUCACUGAGAUGAAGCAAGAACUUGGACCUCAUGCAAACAUGGAAAACAUUGUGUUUGUUGUAUGUGCUAAUAAGGUGGACUGUGGGAAACGGCGCGUGAUUGAUGAGAGUGAGGGGCGUCUCUGGGCUGAGAAUCGUGGAUUCUACUACUUUGAAACCUCAGCACAAUCUGGUGAGGGUAUCAAUGAGAUGUUCCAGACUUUCUUCUCGUCGAUCCUUGACAUGUGUGAGAAUGGUAAACGUCCUCAGUCCAACCUUAGCCUGGGGUUCACCAAAGAGCAGGCCGACACCAUCCGCAGGAUACGGAAUAGCAAGGAUAGCUGGGAGAUACUGGGAAUGAAGCCUGGAGCAUCCAGGGAUGAGGUAAACAAGGCGUACCGGAAGCUGGCGAUGCUCCUUCACCCGGACAAGUGCCUCGCACCGGGGAGUGAAGAUGCCUUCAAAGCAGUUGUCAACGCGCGGACCGUGCUGCUGAAAAACAUCAAGUAAGAACGGGGUGAUGAUUCUGAAACAGAAUGAGAAGCAUCCUCUCCAACUGCUGUGUGUUACAUUCACUGGAACUAAGGAGCUAAUAAAUGUCAUUUAAUGUUUGGCAUGAGCGCAGGACAAAUAAACAUGAACGUUUACGUGGUGCAAGUUUUAGUGAUUUGCACAAUCAACCUUCACUGAUCUAUAACCAUCAAUAAGAGACGAGCAGCAACUGAGUCCUGUAAAGGGACAGUGGUUUGGAUGCUGGGCUGAUGCAACGUGUCAAAGGUGGGCUUUGAAAAUGCCUAUUCGGGGCUGACAAAGGUAAGCUUUGAAAAUGCACCAGAUAUGCUAAAUGCAGGUACUUCAAUUUGAACUGAUGAAAUUGGGGGUAUUGGUGUCUGCUUUCCUCUUCAUUUGCAAGCUCAUUCCCCUAAUUCAAGUCUGUUCUGAUGAAAAGUAAUUGAGCUGAAACUUUGGUUUUGUUUUUCUCCAAAGAAUCUUCCAGUACUUUCUGGUUUUUUUUGGUCAGGUGUUCUGCUUAGCAACCAAAUUUCCUUGAAUAUACAGUACAAUCCACUUACCCCAGAGCUACAGUGCUUGAGGUAAGUUCACAUCCUGUGCAGAAGUUUUUCUGUUUGUGAGCCACCGUUACAGAGUAUAGUAUCGAUAACAACAUUAGUGGGUUCAUGCAACUGUACAAAAGAUUGUGAAGAUAGAUUAAAAUGUUUGAUAGGAGACAAACAAAUAAAAAUAUUUAAAGAAUUAUUUCAAAAUUCACUAAAAAUAUGCGUUUAGUUGAGCAAAAGAAAAAUCGGACAAAGUUAACAAUGCAAUUUAAGGAUCUUCUGAUCCAUAGGCAGUCCCUUGGAAUCAAGGAUAGUUUGCUUCCACUCUAAAUCCAUGCUUCUUUGUUGAGUGUUGAGGCCACUGUGAGAACCACAUGCUUCCAUACAAAGGGUAGGAGGUGCCUGAGAGGGUGGGCGUGGGGAGAUUGUGAACUGGUCUCAUCCCCAUUCAUGCUGGGCUUUUAUGUGCUCCCAGUCUGUGGACUUGAGGUUCUCCUGCCAUCCCAAACACUGUUGUGGACCAGCAAUUUCCAGGGUUGGGGAUGUUGCUGUUCUCCCAAGGAUUCUCAGCAUAUCCAUGAGUCUCCUUUCUCAGCCCUACGCCAGCAUAUAGGAAUAAAGGGUCACCAUUAGAAGUUGGGUAUUGGGUAGACCCAACAAACUAACUGAGCAACAAACAAUCUGCUGGAGGAACUGAAUGGAUCGAGCAGUAUUAUGGGGGGGGGGGGGGGGGGGGGAUUGUCAUUGUUUCAGGUCAAGAUGCUGACUUCACAAAACAUUCUCCGUUACAAUUCUCAACACUGGUGACCCACAAGACUCUCUUCUCAGCCCCUUACUAUGCACUCACGACUUGUGGCCAAAUUCUGCUUUAACUCCAUUUACAAGUUUACAGAUGAUACCACCAUAGUGGACCAGAUUACGAACUGUGAAUCGACGGAGUACAGGAAGGAGCAUGGUGUCAAGACAACAUCCUUUCCUUCCAUGUCAGCGAAAUGAAGGACUGGUCACCGUUUCAGAAGUACAUGCCCUAGUACACAUCUGCAUCAAAGAUGCUGAAGUAGAUAUGGUCAAGAGCUUCAUGUUUCACAUUCAAGUUAUGGCUAAGAAGGCACACUCGGAGGACUCGGGGAAAUUCGGCAUGUCUCCAAAGACUUACUAAUUUCUAUGGCUCCAAUAUAGAAAACAUUAAAUUGGAAUGCAUCACAGCUUGGUUUAGCAAUUGCAAGACAUUACAGAGUUAUAAAGGUAGCCACUCCAUCAUACAAACCAAUCUCCACCCAAAGACUCCAUCUGUAUCACUCUUCCUGGGGAAAGUAACCAACACUAUCAAGGAACAUUCAGAGCACAGUCAUUCCCUCUUCCCUCUCCCUUCAGACAGAAGAAAUAAAAGCUUGAAAGUGUGUACCACCAGAUUCAAGAACAGUUUCUUCCCACCUGUAUCAGACGGUGAAAGGACCUCUCAUUUGCUGAGGAUGUAUUCCCCAUCUCACAAUCUACCUCACUGCAGGCCUUGCACUUUACUUUUAUCUGCACUAUCUCUAGCUGUAACACCAUAUUCUGCACUCAGUUUAUUUUCUCUUUUGCACUACCUGAUAUACUCAUGUAUGAAUGAUUGGCCUGGAUAGUAUAUAAAACAAAGAUUUUUCCUGUAUCACUGUACAUGACAAUAAUAAACCAAUACCACAUGAUUUGUUGUUCCAGA